AUGGAGCUCAGUGUCCUCCUCCUCCUUGCUCUCAUCACAGGACUCUUGAUUCUCCUGGCCAGGGGCCACCCAAAGGCACAUGGCCACCUUCCGCCAGGCCCCCGUCCUCUGCCCUUCUUCGGGAGCCUUCUGCAGAUGGACAGACGAGGCCUACUCAAAUCCUUCCUGAGGCUCCGAGACAAAUAUGGGGAUGUCUUCACGGUGUACCUGGGGCCAAGGCCUGUGGUCAUACUAUGUGGGGCAGAGGCAAUCCGGGAGGCCCUGGUGGACCAAGCUGAGGCCUUUUCUGGCCGGGGGAAAAUCGCCGUUAUUGAUCAAGUCUUUCAAGGAUAUGGUGUGGUGUUUGCCAAUGGGGAACGCUGGAAGGCUCUUCGGCGAUUUUCUCUGGUCACCAUGAGGGACUUCGGGAUGGCAAAGAGAGAAAGAGAGAGAGAGAAAAUCAUUGAUCAGCUGCUGGUCCUUUCUCAAGAGAUUGCAAGAUAUAAGCGAGCCCUCCAGGACCCCACCUUGAUCUUCCACUCCAUCACUGCCAACAUCAUCUGCUCCAUUGUCUUUGGAAGACGCUUUGCCUACAGAGACCCUGAUUUUCUGAAGCUUCUGGACAUGUUCUACCAGUCCUUCGCACUCAUCAGCUCCUUCUCCAGCCAGGUGUUUGAGCUCUUCUCUGACUUCUUGAAGUACUUUCCUGGCACACACAGGCAAAUCUACAGAAACAUGCAGGAAGUCAAAGACUUUAUUGGCCACAGUGUGGAGAAGCACAGGGAGACCCUGGACCCCAACGCCCCCCGGGACUUCAUUGAUACCUACCUGCUCCGCAUGGACAAAGAGAAGUCCCACCCGAACAGCGAGUUCCACCACCAGAACCUCAUCAACACCGUACUCUCUCUCUUCUUUGCGGGCACAGAGACCACCAGCACCACUCUCCGCUAUGGAUUCCUGCUAAUGCUCAAAUAUCCCCACAUCGCAGAGAAAGUCCACAAGGAGAUUGAUCAGGUGAUUGGCUCACAUCGCCCUCCAGCCCUUGAUGACCGGGCCAAAAUGCCAUACACUGACGCAGUCAUCCACGAGAUUCAGAGAUUCGGAGACCUGAUCCCUAUUGGUGUGCCCCACGUGGUCAUCAAAGACACUAAAUUCCGAGGGUACAUCAUCCCAAAGGACACUGAAGUAUAUCCCAUCCUGAACUCUGCUCUCUUUGACUCACGUUACUUUGACACACCAGACACCUUCAACCCUAACCACUUUCUGGAUGCCAAUGGGGAACUGAAGAAGAAUGAAGCUUUUAUACCCUUCUCCCUAGGGAAGCGCAUUUGUCUCGGCGAAGGUAUCGCCCGUGCGGAAUUAUUCCUCUUCUUCACCACCAUCCUCCAGAAUUUCUCCGUGGCCAGUCCCGUGGCCCCUGAGGAUAUUGACCUCACACCCCGGGAGUGUGGAGUGGGCAAGCUGCCCCCAGUGUACCAGAUCCGAUUCCUGUCCCGCUGAGGGGGUUGAAGGAAGGAGAUCAAAGGAUCCCAGGGUCAUGAAGUAUUCCCACCUCUGCAGGGAUGUUGCCUGACUCUACCCAUGUUCUGCAUCUGAGAGAUCUGCUACAAGCCAGUCUCCUUCUUCCUCCUUGGUUGCCACCUCCACGAGAAUGUCCAUUCUGCUGUCUGCCUCCUUCCAUCAUGCUGCAGCUCUUCUAAAGACUCAAGGAGGUGUUCUCCUUUCCUCUGUUAAUAGAAUUCCAGAAGUGGUGUAUAUAUAGAAAUUGGAGGCUGAAAGGGAAAACUCAGCUGAGGAUCUCUCUGCAGUUCUGCCUCCUAGGCCACUGCUUACCCUGAGUGACUUCUCCCUUCCUUAGAACAACCACAGCCUCCAUGUAACAACUCCUUGUGCUCCAUACAUGAUCUUGCUUGAACAUUACUCCCAGUAGCCCCAUGUGGUGGGUACAAUGAUCAUGUCCAUUGUACAGAUGAGUACACAGAGGCGGGGCAAUGGCAUCAGUUGUCUGAGGUCACAUGGGUAGUGAGUGCAGGUGCAAGACUCACACUCAGUCUCUGUCUCUAGAACUCAAACUCUCUAUCAAAGCUCCUCCCACCCAUAUAUUUUUAAAUUAAUCUGAAACUCAGAGACAAAAAAAUCAACCAUUUUUACUAGUGUAAUUUAGUGCUUUCUGGAUUUGCCUCUUCUGCAUAAUUCAUAUAGUGAAAUCACAUAAUAUGUGGCCUUUUGUGAAUGGCUUCUUUCACUUAGCAUGAUAUUUUUGAGGUUCAUCCACAUUGUAGACUGUAGUUGUGCCCUGCCAUUGUCCAGCUGUCUCCUCAUUUUACUGCCUUUCCCUUUCCUUUUCAAUAUAAAAGGGCCUCCUCAGCCCAGGGCCUCCUGACCUGUGUGGUUAUAAACUGGUGCCUUGGAUUCCCCGAUAUACCUCUUCAAAUGCACUGAGACUCAAAUAAACAUCCAAAACCUGACACCUCCAGGUCAGGUGGUG
Messenger RNA from Myotis lucifugus (little brown bat), 2467 nucleotides. RefSeq names its product cytochrome P450 2B4-like. Gene Ontology annotation, cellular component: intracellular membrane-bounded organelle; cytoplasm. The coding region runs from base 1 to 1479 and encodes 492 amino acids. Lineage: Eukaryota; Metazoa; Chordata; Mammalia; Chiroptera; Vespertilionidae. Gene Ontology annotation, biological process: xenobiotic metabolic process. Gene Ontology annotation, molecular function: heme binding; oxidoreductase activity, acting on paired donors, with incorporation or reduction of molecular oxygen, reduced flavin or flavoprotein as one donor, and incorporation of one atom of oxygen; iron ion binding. The record is from RefSeq and is a predicted model, not a curated record. The transcript is spliced from 11 exons.